UGAGAGUGACGAGGACAGAUGCACCUAGCGGAUGCGGCCCCCAGGGCGGGGGUGGCCGCAAAGAACGAUGUGAGUGCGGUCUCUUCGUCCUACGUCUUUCUUUUACGUUCAAAUUUUAGUUUUUCAUUAUGAAACAUCUGUUUUGCUCUCUCAAACGUGCAUGAAAGUGGAAAAGUGGAGACCUUCAUAUGGGAAAAAACAUAUUGUGGUUUCUCAUUGUAGUAACAGUUGUAACUUUAUUUGCAAUGGCUUGGAGAUCACAUGGAAAAACUAAUAUCGAACUUAUCAGAAAUUUGCGUGCAAAUAAUAUAAUUAAAAGUGAUGCUGUGGAAAGAGCUAUGUUAGCUGUGGAUAGAGGAAGAUAUGCGAAAACCAACCCUUAUAUGGAUGCGCCCCAGGGAAUUGGAUAUGGAGUCACUAUCAGUGCACCUCAUAUGCAUGCCUAUGCUCUUGAACAACUGAGAGAUCAUCUAAGUGAAGGCAGCAAGGCCCUGGAUGUCGGUUCUGGCUCGGGAUAUCUAACGGUGUGCAUGGCACUGAUGGUAGGAGAGUCAGGGCAUGUUGUAGGUAUAGAUCACAUCCCUGAGUUGGUAGAAUUUUCUCGCCAAAAUGUUCUCUCCGACAAACCUGAUCUGUUAGAAAGUGGUCGUCUACAGCUCAUUGCUGGUGAUGGAAGACAAGGGUUUCCCUCUAGUGCCCCUUAUGAUGCCAUACAUGUAGGUGCUGCAGCUCCUACUGUUCCACAAGCUCUGAUUCAGCAAUUAAAACCCGGUGGACGAUUGGUUGUGCCUGUUGGACCAGAAGGAGGAAGUCAGACUCUGGAGCAAAUUGACAAGUCCGCAGAUGGGUUGAUAACUCAGAAGACACUAAUGGGAGUAGUGUAUGUCCCACUUACUGAUAGAAAUCACCAAUGCCCCCCUAACUCUCACCGAUGAUUCUGGUUUUUUUAAACAAACGAAAAGAAAAUUUAAAAAAAAACUGGUUCCAUUACUUAAUUGCCAUUUUUCAUUCUUAAGUCUUUGGGUCAAUAUUGAAAUGGUAACAGCUGUACUCUUCUUCAUUCUGUAAACCAUCAUUUUUGGUGUUCUGUCUGCAAAUUUUUGUGUCUAUUCUGUGCAGUCCAUGUAUUUAAUUUUUUUAAUGUUUUAUCUUAUCUUCCAUUUUUAUGUUAAUCUAAAUUCUUAUAGAAAAUGACAAAUUGUACUAUUCUUAGGUAUCUGUUUUGUCCUACCCAGGAGAGGGCAUCUUAAGCAAUUUUUGAAACCUAUUUUAAAUGACAUUAGAUGUCAAGAUUUAUGGAAGGUGGUUUAAUUAAUUCAUACUAGACAAUGACAACUUCAUAGUUUUUCUGUUUAGUGUAUAGAAUUCUGUUAAUUCCAAUGUUAGGCUCACUAGUCUUAAUUUUGUUUAAGGGCAUGAACUAUUUUUUGUCUUCUUGUUAUGUGAAGAGAGUUUAGUGCCCAAACUUCUUAUCUCUUUAAAAAAUCUCAAGAUUUAAUUGAGUAGCCAUUAUCCACUCCCUUUUACAACUUGGGUGUAUCAUUUUGAUUAGAAAAGCUUGUCUUGGAGUCAAUGUCACUCAGCUAAAUAACAGCAGUUGUUUAAAGCUGCGGAUUCAUAUCUCAUAGACAUUGUGUGCCUUUGCUGGGUGUGCUUAUUGUGUUCUUAUGAAUACAAUUUUCCUUGACUUUCAGUUUGUCUCAUAAGAAACCUUGUCACACUUGUGACAAGUUAGCUUAUGAGGAGGCUACCGAAGUCCUGGAAAAAGUGCAAGCAUGCUUGCAGGGUUUUCUUUUGUUUAUGUUUAUAAGGUGUGAGCCCUUGGUUCCUAAUCAUAUUGGUGUUGUGUAGAUGGGUGAGGUAUGCUUCUUGUCAGAAGUCAAUAAUUUCCUAUCUAAAAAGUUAAAAUAAAAAAAGUUCUAGUUAAAGAGUUAAGAUGUUCUUUCUUCUGAUUAGCAGUGUGUUUGUGUGCCCUACAGUUUCACAAGUGGCCGGCAGUGGCUUACUCAUAUUUAUUGUGCUUUGUCAAUGGUUCAAACCCAGAGGACAUGUGUGAUGCAAUUAUUUACUUACUGUACAGUAUGUAGAAUUUUUUUGUUUAAGAAGAAAAUGUUUGAAAUCAGGUUUCUAAUGUCUUUGCUUCCCUUGUGGGUUUGUGCCAUUGUAUGUCUGUGAUUUUGUAUGCAUUAUUUUGCUUGUAUGGCUAACUUUGCCUGUACCAUAUUGAUGAGGAUUGUGAGAGUGACCUGGAACAAUUAUUUUGUUGAUGUGGUUUGGUUUUGGUCUAUAUCCCAUCAUUUAAACUUUUAGAUCAAUGCACAUUCUUCCAGAGCAUGCCAAACAGAAUGUAAUUUGAAUUCAGCUCUGGUUGUGUAGGUUACACCUUGUGUCUGUGAUGUCUGCGAGACAUAUGCACCAUGCUUAGAACUGUAGUCAAGUCUUAAAUUGAUAUAACAGCCCACCCCAACAUUUCCAAGUUGGGCCAAAUUUAUGUGCUGUAUUUGAGAUUAUUUUGUAAUUGUGUGAGUGAUCAGUCAACCUGCUGUAAUUUUAUUUGUUAUGAUCCAAAACUGUGGUAAUGUUGACUUAUUUGACCUUGAACUAGAUAUGAAAAUUGCAAGUUGUAAGUACUUUAUUGUAAACAAGAGCUCAUACUUUGAGUGUCUUUUGUGGCAAAUUCUCUGGUCUUUGCUUCCUAAUCCCUCUUGUUCUCUAAAAACAUAUUGUACAGAAAUAUAUCAACUUUAAAAAACAUCUAUAUGAGUUUUGGUCAAAGGCUCACUUCUUUCAUGUAACUUCUCUGUUAACUACUAAAAAUAAAUUUUAAAAUUAUAUUAA
This is a messenger RNA of Frankliniella occidentalis (western flower thrips), 2838 nucleotides long. It is a transcript of the gene Pcmt, whose product is annotated as protein-L-isoaspartate(D-aspartate) O-methyltransferase. The record is from RefSeq and is a predicted model, not a curated record. The transcript is spliced from 6 exons. Gene Ontology annotation, cellular component: cytoplasm. Gene Ontology annotation, biological process: protein modification process. The coding region runs from base 189 to 935 and encodes 248 amino acids. Gene Ontology annotation, molecular function: protein-L-isoaspartate (D-aspartate) O-methyltransferase activity. NCBI's taxonomy places the organism in Eukaryota, Metazoa, Arthropoda, Insecta, Thysanoptera, Thripidae.